GCCGCCGCAGCCGCGGCCGCGCUCGCGGCGGCGCAGCCGCCGCGCCCAGCGCGGGACCUGGGGCCGUUCUCGCGGGCGCACCUGAAACCCUCCCCCUUCAUGUCCGGCGCGGAGGCGGCCGCGGCGGGCGCGGGGGCGGCGUUCCCGGGGCAGCAGCAGCUGCAGCAGCAGCACUACCACCACCCCUUGUUCGGCGCCCCGACGGCGCCGCUGCCGGGCUACUACGGGUCUUUCUGCGCGCCCCCGCCGCCGCCGCCGCCAAAGGGCCUGGCGGCGAUCGAGCUGCUGACCGGGCUCGAGGAGAUUGAUCUGGAAGUCGCAGAGACGGCGCUCCUCGGCCCCGACGCGCCCCCCGACGCGCCGCGCGCGCGCGACGCGCUGCGCACGCUGCCCGCGCUGCGGUCUGUCGCGCUGUGUCUGCACACCGAGCGGCAGGCGUUUGGGCUCGAUGCCUUGGGGCAGGAGCUCGUGGCGUGGCUGACGCCGAUGCCAUCUGGCUGGGGCGACCUGCGUGUCGCGGUCAAGGGGCAGGGCGCGUCCGGCGGGCCCCAAAGCCUCGUGUCUGGCCGCCUCAGCGCGGCGCUGCCGCGCUGCCGGUUCGGCGCGGCGUGA
Molecule: messenger RNA, 612 nt
Organism: Monoraphidium neglectum
Lineage: Eukaryota; Viridiplantae; Chlorophyta; Chlorophyceae; Sphaeropleales; Selenastraceae
Exons: 1
Source: RefSeq, a predicted model, not a curated record